GAGACAGGAGACAUCUCAGGCAAGGUUGAAACAACGAAAACAGCUGCGAGCACAAAAAAAAGAAAAGAAAGGCAGGCACAGGGAGGAGAGGGACGUGGUCAACCCCCCCAAAAAGCGAGCUAUGUGGCAAGAACAGACUGGGAGGGCGAGACUGAAUCCGUACGGUUGUUCCAACCACCAGACUACCAGCUACGGCUGCUAACGGCUUUUAGCAUCGGAGUCGACUUUCGCCCCCUUGGCUACCUGGAAUGCGACAACGCAGCAGCCCGCACGAGAGAUAACAACAAAAAAAAGGCCAAACUCCCAAACGACACGGACACGUCAGCUCGGGCUGCCAGGCUGUGCGUUUUCCUUCGGAGUGUACUUUUACUGUUCGCAGAUUAUUCCCUAAAAGGCACCUGUAGCUUUGACAUGACAUCACCCUGGGCCUGACACAAACGGACUAGCUGAACCGAGCUUCAGGCUCACCAGUGAAGGAGGAAGGAAGCGGAGUCAACAAACCGCCAAAGAGUCGACAGCAAGAGCAGCCUGACCUGGUGGACGUAGACUACCAGAAGAGGACAGAGAGGAAAAGUUGACCAUCCAGCCACUAAACGGAGGAAGGAAGGAAGGAGAGAGAGACGGAGGGUGAGACAGCGAGGGGAAAGAAAACAACACCUUCGCGUUAGGGGACUCUGAGGGGAAUGAACCUGCCAUGAUGCAACAGAUGUGUCACACGCCGCGCCCAGGGGACGAAGGAGGGCGCGUCAGGCUAUCGGCUAACCGCAGAAGAAGCCCCAAUAGAUUUAUUUCCAGAUCUAGUUCAGAGAGUUUUCCUCUCAAGAGCUUUAUGCAUUACUGACAUUCUGCCCAUGUGGUGGUAGUUUUCGUGCUCACCUCCUUUACUCUCCGGGGAGUCUUUACGUUUUCCUGAUUACCCAUCAUGGGAUGUUGGCGUCGUUUCAUGGCAGCUGCCAUGGAGAUAGACCGAUUUCUUUAGCAGACCAUUUCAUACACAACCUCCAGAUGUUGUGCCGGAUGCAGGUUGUCCACACGGGCAGAAUUGGACAAGGACAGGCACAGAGGUUCUGUGCGACUCAGCUUCCUACUUCGGGCUGCUCGACAACUUCCCAGCAGGAAGUGUAAAACUUCCCCUACCUGUGAAACAUCUUCCUCUGCCUGCUGGCACUUGUGAGGAACUACUUGUUCCCUGUUGCAAGUUAGUCAAGACUCUUGUCCUCCAGCAGAGAAACCAUGCGGCACAUUCACGUGGAGUUAGCCCACAAGAAGGCUCCAUUAGAGCUUCCAGCCCAGGAGGGGGACCUGCCUCCACCUACAGCCCCGACACAUGGCCUAGAUCCCGGUGUCAGACCGGGGGCGCCCAGGCACUUCGGCCAGGAGGAGUUGCGCCUCCAAAAGGUCUACCAGCUCUCCAUUUUCUCCCAGUUAGGGGGAUUUACUACCUCCACAGAAACCCACACUGAUACCCAACAGAGGCCUGUCAGGUCGGGCGUGAAAAGGGGGCUAGAGGAGCCACAAUUGACUCAUAAGCGCCUCCACUUGGGGGACUUUGCAGACAAUGAGGCGUUGGAGGGAGGGGUUCUGUGUGGGCCAGCCCCAGCUCAAGGUGUUGGGGUGGGGUCAUCGGUGGGCCCUGCCGGGCCUGGUUCCGUGUACUCUUGCACACAGGUUGAGCACAGAGACUCUGAGGGGGGGCUGUCACCCAGGUCUCCUCCCCUCUCCCCAAGCCACAACCCCUCCCGACGCCCGACUCAGCACAACCACGACAGGCCCAUUCCUGACGUAUUCGCUCCGCUCUCACCUAAGUCACCCACCAUGUGUGACCAGCAUGGACCUCUCUUUGACCGGGGCCAUUCCCUCGGUAGCUCGGCCAGGACUGAGCCCCCUAACGGGGGCCACACGGCCACCUAUUCACUAGGGGGCCCUGCAAUGGAGAGCUGUGGUAACGGCUCAUCCGGCGGCCAGCCCAGCCCCCACUUAUACGAAAUGUCCAUGUACGAGACUCCCAACCCGGCAAGUCCCACCAGCCCCCCAGGCCCCUUCUCACCCCCGCACCACACAGAACUGCUGGAGCCGGGGGAGGCCACCGAAUGGGAAGUUGGACUUGAAUCCUCUCCACCUGAGCGAAGUGCGACCCAGGCCGCCUCCUCAUCCUCCAAUGGCCUGGCUUCCUGCGAGAAAACUCCAAGCAGCAAUGGCCACCGUCCAUCCCCUGGAGGCCACUGGCCAGCCAAAAAGCGCCUGUUGCCCCCCGGCGACACGGGGGAGUCGUGCUCAGAAGAUGAGGGCCCCUCCACAUCCAAGAGGAGCAGGCUGUCGCUGCUGGCUCCGGGACUCGGCCCCGCCUCAUGCCGCAGCACUGAUGCCAAGGCCGCUCCUUACUGGAACCACCUGCUGCCCUCAAAAUGGGACCGGCCGAAGACCUCCACAGACUGCACAAGAUCAGAGAGACGACUCAAAAGUGCGCUGCGACUGAAAAGUCGUCAGCUGCGCAGCGGUCGCUCCACGCGUUCCAGUCGGCCCUCGUCUUCCAUCAGCAGAUCCCUGCUUGGAAACUUUGAGGAGUCCAUCCUGAAGGGACGAUUCUCCCCGUCCGGCCAGAUCGAGGGCUUCACGGCGGAGAUCGGUGCGAGCGGCUCUUAUUGUCCACAGCACGUCACCCUGCCGGUGCAGGUCACAUACUACGACAUCUCAGAGCACAGCGCGCCCUCCCCCUUCCUGGGGGUGAUAUCUCUCGAGCCUCUUGGAAAGAAAGGAUACAGCAUACCCAAAGCAGGGACCAUUCAAGUGACCUUAUUUAACCCCAACAAAACUGUGGUGAAGAUGUUCCUGGUGACCUACAACUUCAGCGACAUGCCCGUUAAUCACAUGACCUUCCUGCGCCACCGCAUCUUCCUGAUGCCCGUAGAGGAGGGCGUCGAAGGGAAGGACGAGGCGUCUCCAGGUGGCAGAGUGCAGGAAAGGAAGAAGAUUCUCUGCUACCUGAUGCAUCUCAGAUUCCAGAGCUCCAAAUCUGGGAAGAUCUACUUGCACAACGACAUCCGGCUGCUAUUCUCCCGCAAAUCCAUUGAAGUGGACACGGGGAUCCCUUAUGAGCUGAAAUCUUUCACCGAGGUGCCAAGAAACCCUAAAUACUCCCCCCGCGUGUGACCCCAGCUUGACCCUUUGACCCUCCCCAACGCCAAUGCAGCCCCUCCUGUGCUUCCUGAAGAAGAGGGAGGAAAACAGACAAACUGCUGGAAUGAUGGACACACUACUUGAUAAGACUUGAUCAGACAUGCCACAUGCACACCAGACACACGUGCACAUAUGAUACAGUGCUGUAGUAAAUGUGCUCCUUUUCGUGCUGUUGUUGACAUAAAACAUGGCAUUCCUUGUAACUUCCAUUCAUUGACAAUUGAAAAGAAAACAUAGUGUGAGAGCAGUUCAGCACCCAUGCAGGCGAAAGCAGGACGUUUACUACACUUGUAUCUGUACAUAAAAAGAAAUGCACAAACAACGCCACACACACACAGCACAUACCACACACGUCACAGCUGAAGCACUUCUAGUGGCGACUCUCUGCUCGGAGCUCAGUGUUAACAUGCAUGCCUUGUGACUUAAACACCUGAAUUGUCCUCUAGUGCCGUAUCACACUGUCCUUCACUCUGCCUGCAGCUCCAACCGCCUCAUCGGACCAAUGAUUGAAAUCUGACAAAAGUCCACAAACAAACGGCAAGUCCCCGUUUUUAUUUUAUUAUUUUUAAGUGAAGAAAAAGAACCCCCCCCCCCCCCACUACUACUCCCCAACUUGCACCCUUUCUGACCAGCAGCAAGGAGACGAGCCGAGACACAAACACUAGUGAAAGCGAAGGCUGGAACGGAAUCGGCCCUCUCGCGUUGUCACUCGUCAUUUGGUCUAAAACAAUGACACGAUUCGACAAAACUCAGGACACUUGUUGAAGAAUACAUUUCUCUUCAUACACCUUCACAUAUCAUGGUACAGGCCGCUGCAUACACGUCCCCAAGGAGGAUCGUACCACAAA
This is a messenger RNA of Gasterosteus aculeatus aculeatus (three-spined stickleback), 4025 nucleotides long. RefSeq names its product atos homolog b (gene atosb). The record is from RefSeq and is a predicted model, not a curated record. Lineage: Eukaryota; Metazoa; Chordata; Actinopteri; Perciformes; Gasterosteidae.